This is a messenger RNA of Macaca mulatta (Rhesus monkey), 939 nucleotides long. RefSeq names its product olfactory receptor 51B6-like. Gene Ontology annotation, molecular function: olfactory receptor activity; G protein-coupled receptor activity. Gene Ontology annotation, biological process: G protein-coupled receptor signaling pathway. NCBI's taxonomy places the organism in Eukaryota, Metazoa, Chordata, Mammalia, Primates, Cercopithecidae. Gene Ontology annotation, cellular component: plasma membrane. The record is from RefSeq and is a predicted model, not a curated record.
AUGACACUCAAUAACUCUGCUUCCACCUUCCAGCUUACUGGCUUCCAAGGCCUGGAGAAAGCACAGCACUGGAUAUUCAUCCCAUUAUUGGUAGACUACAUCUCCAUACUUCUUGGCAAUGGAACUCUUCUCUUUCUCAUCAGGAAUGAUCAUAACCUCCAUGAGCCCAUGUACUAUUUCUUAGCUAUGUUGGCAGCUACAGACCUCGGAGUGACAUUGACCACAAUGCCCACAGUGCUAGGUGUUCUAUGAUUAAAUCACAGGGAGAUUGGCCAUGUGACCUGCUUCUCUCAGACCUAUUUUAUCCAUACUCUUUCUGUCGUGGAGUCAGGUACCUUGCUUUCCAUGGCUUAUGACCGUUUCAUUGCUAUCCGCAACACCUUAAGAUAUACCUCUAUCCUGACCAACACCCAGGUAAUGAAGAUUGGUGUAGGGGUAUUGACAAGGGCUGGUCUGUCCAUUAUUCCAAUAGUUGUUCACCUACACUGGUUUCCCUAUUGUCGAUCCCAGGUACUCUCCCAUGCUUUCUGUCUACACCAAGAUAUCAUCAAGCUAGCCUGUGCUGACAUCACCUUUAAUCAUCUCUAUCCAGUUGUAGUUUUAUUUGCAAUGGUCUUGUUGGACUUUCUCGCCAUCUUUUUCUCCUACAUUUUCAUUCUCAAGACUGUCAUGGUCAUUGGUUCUGGAGAAGAAAGGGCCAAGGCCCUCAACACAUGUGUCUCUCAUAUCUGCUGCAUCCUGGUCUUCUACGUCACUGUAGUUUGUCUGACAUUUAUUCAUAGAUUUGGAAAGCAUGUUCCUCAUGUGGUUCACAUCACAAUGAGCUACAUCUACUUCCUUUUCCCACCUUUUAUGACCCUGGUUAUCUAUAGCAUUAAAACUAAGCAGAUUCAGAAUGGUAUACUUUGCUCAUUCUCUCUGCCUCGCUCUAGAGCGUGA